Penicillium vulpinum is the source of this 1761-nucleotide messenger RNA. RefSeq names its product flavin monoamine oxidase family protein. Gene Ontology annotation, biological process: amino acid catabolic process. The transcript has a single exon. NCBI's taxonomy places the organism in Eukaryota, Fungi, Ascomycota, Eurotiomycetes, Eurotiales, Aspergillaceae. Gene Ontology annotation, molecular function: polyamine oxidase activity; L-amino-acid oxidase activity. The record is from RefSeq and is a predicted model, not a curated record. Bases 1 to 1761 code for a protein of 586 amino acids.
AUGCAGCUCCAGAUUCCAUAUCGUGAUUUGUUCUCGAGAUCUUCCAUACAGGUUUCUCUAUGUCAGGAUCCUCUUAAGCCCCCAGGUGUCCAUUCGUUUGAAUGUCCCUGUUGUCCAGGCUGUUCAACCUGCGGUCCUAGUAAUCCUAUAGUGACUAGGACCGAGAAGAUUCUUCCUUCCAUUCUCGCGGGCUGCCGUGAGGAAGAGAGCUCAGACCAUCCAUUUGAAAAAAACACUAAAGUAUGCAUUAUCGGGGCCGGAAUUGCAGGUCUGUAUCUCGCGCUGAUUUUGCAAGAUCUUGAGCUCCCAAAUCUUUCCUGGGAUAUCCUCGAGGCCAAUCGAGAUCGCAUUGGCGGCCGCAUUUAUACCCAUCGGUUCUCUGAGGCGCACAACGACUACUAUGAUGUGGGCGCCAUGCGGUUUCCAGAUAUUCCCAUCAUGUCUCGGGUGUUUGACCUUUUUCGCCGAAUGCAAGUACCAUUGAAGAGAUUCGAUAUGCGAGAGAGAAGCACGAACAUGAAGGGCCAAGAGAUGUCAAAGACUGGAGAUAGCCCAUCCGCCAAUAUUCUCAGUCGAUCCUUCGGCCCGUAUAAAAAUGUCAUGCAAAACGAUUUUGUGCAGGGCUUCCAGCUCUUGAUGAAGGCCGAUUCAAUGAGCGCCCGCGAAUACCUCCGAUUUAGGCAAAAGGCGGAUUUCACGACAAUCCAGUCUGCCGAGAGCGACACGACUGGUACAGGCAUGUUUGAUCAAGCUUUUUCAGAAAGUGUGAUGGACUCCUUUGACCUGGAUCAUCAUGCGACAGAGUCUGAGGACGGCGGGGCAGGCGUGAAUUGGUAUUCCGUGGAUGGUGGUUGCUCUGUGGUGAUUGAGCGAAUGUGCCAUCAAAUCAAUGGAAACAGCACCAUCGAGCUGGGAAAACAAGUUCGUCGCAUUGCCAUAGACCGUAGGGCUGAUCUGUCUGUAUCGUGUGCCGGCGAGGUAGAAGCUCGUGAUGGGUAUGCGACGGUCUUCAGCACUACCCCAUUGGCAUGCCUGCAGCGCAUCGAUACUGAAUCACUCCACCUUGAUCCUACCCAGGUAGAGGCAAUCAGGUGUUUGCGGUAUGAGGACUCCACUAAAGUGGGUAUCAAGUUUUCGUAUCCAUGGUGGAUCGUAGAUUGUGGGCUUCGAGGGGGCGGUAGUGCCUCAUCGACCCUGCCGUCACGGACCUGCGUCUAUCCAUCGCAUAUCGCCGAAGAGGACUGGGACAAGCCAGCCGUGCUAUUGGCCUCAUACACAUGGGGCCAAGAUGCCACUCGCAUGGGGGCCCUGAUCAGUCCAUCCCCCGCCAGCUCUGAUGGAAGUGAGGAUGAGGGGGAUGAUCUGCUGGAUCUUGUCCUCCGCGAUCUCGCUCAACAACAUCGGCGGCAUGGAAUCACGCAUGAGAAGCUGAAAGACCUAUACCAGGACCACCAUGCCUUCUGCUGGGGUAAUUCGCGCUUUUCGUCGGGUGCCUUCGCGCUUUUCGCUCCAGGGCAGUUCACCCAUCUCUACCCUUCCUUGUCUCUCCCAGCAGCCAACGGCAAGUUCCAUAUUGUAGGGGAGGCCGCUAGUGUCCACCAUGGGUGGGUCGUUGGGUCACUGAAUAGUGCAUAUGUGGCGGUAUAUCGAUUCUUGCUUCGAUAUGGACAACAAAAGGCCAUCGAGAAGCUGAAGAAAAACUGGGGAACCGUGCAUGAGUUGGAUCUUGCGGGUGUUGGUCGCCUUAAUACGUCGAUUUGA